Rhododendron vialii is the source of this 1248-nucleotide messenger RNA. RefSeq lists its product as uncharacterized. Lineage: Eukaryota; Viridiplantae; Streptophyta; Magnoliopsida; Ericales; Ericaceae. The record is from RefSeq and is a predicted model, not a curated record. The transcript is spliced from 6 exons. The coding region runs from base 1 to 1248 and encodes 415 amino acids.
AUGGAUCCCAACGCGCUUCCGUCCGUUAUCGUCACGGAUAGGGAGUUGGCGCUUACGAAUGCCAUCACAAAUGUUUUCCCUCAUGCUACCAACCUCCUAUGUAGGUGGCAUAUUGGCAACAACAUGUUAGCCAAGGGUAGAAAGAUGUUUGAUGACAAGAUGUGGGAGGAGUUUAUUUGCAGUUGGGGCCUAGUUUUCCUUUCAUCGAGUGUUGCGCAGUACAAGGAGCGCCUUUGUGUUUUGAAGUGUAAUUUUGAAAUGGUUCCUGCAGCACUUGAAUUGAUGCUGUUACAAGUUACUGAAUUCAAAGCUUCGUUUGAGAAGAGCCUUAAUUCUGUGCAACAUGAUUUUAGGACAACUCUAUUUGAUAGGCUAAGGGGAGUUGUUUCGUCGAAUGCCAUGACACUUGUUUUAGCGGUAUCCCAUCAAGUCGAAUGGUUUGUGGAAUCGAAGCGUCAGUGCGAGUGUUCUUUGAGGCACACCCAUGGUUUACCUUGCGCUCAUGAGAUUGCUCCUUACAAGAUGGCAAAUAUCCCCCUACCGAUUGAGUUAAUCCACGACCAUUGGAAGAGGCUUUCUUUGCUUGCAACCCAGAAUGAGGGUUCGAUGGAGGAGACGCUUUUGGCUUACUUUGAUUGUUUUUACAACAAGUUCUUGAAUGAAGAUCAAUAUGAUGUAAAGCUCAAUUAUGUUAAGAAGAUGCAAGAGCUUGCUCAUCCGAAAAUCAGUAUUCUCGUUGAACCCAAAUUCUCGGAACCAAUAAGACCUUACAUAGAAUCGGUCAAGGAUGUUGAAGAUGAUGGGAAUUGUGGGUUUUGGGCAGUGUCGGGCUUCAUGAAAGGCGAUGUUCAUGAGUGGUUAAUGGUAAUAAGUGAUUUGCUGAAAGAGUUGGAAACCCAUUUACACCUUUACGAACAAGUGGAACAUUGGAUGACAAUGCCAGACAUGGGUCACAUCAUAGCAUCUGCUUAUAAUUGUGUCCUUGUCUAUUUAUCAAAUGUUCAAUGUCUUACAUUCCUCCCCCUCCAAUCGAAGCCUUUACCCUCUAUGAAACGAAAGGUUAUUGCUAUCGGGUUUGUUGACGGCGGAAACUUUGUACAGGAUGCAGCACAUGUUGCGGCCAUUCAGAAGUUCAACGAGAUCAUCGGCGUUGACGUAGCAACAAAGGAGUGGAUUAUCUGGAGUACGAAAUGGGUUUUUGGAGCGAAGUUCUUCCUUGUCAAACAUGCUGACAAGAGUAUUCAAUGA